Messenger RNA from Pseudophryne corroboree (corroboree frog), 2204 nucleotides. RefSeq names its product leukotriene B4 receptor (gene LTB4R). The transcript has 2 exons. NCBI's taxonomy places the organism in Eukaryota, Metazoa, Chordata, Amphibia, Anura, Myobatrachidae. The coding region runs from base 115 to 1197 and encodes 360 amino acids. Gene Ontology annotation, molecular function: leukotriene receptor activity; complement component C5a receptor activity. Gene Ontology annotation, cellular component: plasma membrane. Gene Ontology annotation, biological process: complement receptor mediated signaling pathway; phospholipase C-activating G protein-coupled receptor signaling pathway; inflammatory response. The record is from RefSeq and is a predicted model, not a curated record.
GCUAUGACAUAUAUUCAAUGGGCUGAUAAAUACAUUUGCACUUGAUAAUAAGGAUAUCUCCAUCUGGCAGAAGACUGCAGCAUCAUAUCUAAACCAUAAAGGGUGCAUCAUCUGAUGACAAUGGCCACAAUGAAUGCUUCUUUAACAAACUCAACUAGUUAUCUACCAACGUCUACUGGAUCAUCCCAUCGUCUCGGCAUUUCCAUACUAUCAGUCGCCUUCAUUAUCGGAUUUCCAGGCAAUGCGUUCGUCAUCUGGACAGUGUUGACCCGAAUGAAGAAACGUACCGUCACCUGCCUCCUCAUUUUACAUUUGGCCAUGGCGGACAUCAUGGUAAUCCUCACAGCGCCAUUCUUCCUCCAUCUCCUGGCCACGGGCAGCUGGACAUUUGGAAAUAUCAUCUGUAAGAUGUGUCAUUAUAUUAGCUGCCUGAGUAUGUAUGCCAGUAUCUUCCUCAUCGCUUUCAUGAGCUUGGACCGCUUUCUAGCUGUGGCCAUGCCAUUCACUUCUCAGAAGCUGAGGACAAAGGCAGUUGUCACGGGCAUAGUAACAGCAAUAUGGGUGAUAGCAUCUCUGUUGGCCAUUCCCAUGGUGUUUUACCGUUCUGUAAGACUCUUCUUUAUUCAUCAUCGUCACCUUCGGCUGUGCACACAAAAUCACAACCUGUAUAAGAAUCCGGCUAAGCACAUCAUUUUUCAGUAUAUGUUUGAGACAAUGAUGGGAUUUGUUAUCCCAUUCACAGUAAUAGUGUUCUGCUACAUCUACAUCGGAGUAAGGUUACGUACUGCAAAGUUUCAGACAAAACAUAAGACUAGCCGACUGGUCAUCAUGAUCAUAGUGACUUUUGCCCUUUUCUGGCUUCCUUAUCAAGUGGUGAAUGUGAUUCAAGUAUCAGGAGAACUGUACGCAUCAGGCAAGCUAAGAGAUGCAGCCAUUACAGCCAGACCUAAUGUCACAGCCCUUGCGUUUCUCAGCAGCAGCGCUAAUCCUAUUCUGUAUGUUUUUGCUGGUGGCAAUUUCAUAAGGACUGCUGGGAUGGGAUUCAUGGCCAAACUCUUUGAAGGAACUGGUUCUGAGACUUCCAGUUUCCGUAAAAUCUCACAAGUCUUCCGAAGUCAAAGAAGUCACACAGACUCUGUUGAACUGGAAAAGUGUGGAGAGCAUAGUAAAAUUUGUUCCACCAAUCAAAUAGAUUGAUAAUGAUGAGGUAAAUCUAUCUUAUUUUACAAGACUGUUCAACCUAUUUUUACAAGUACUGUAUAUGCUUUGAAAAAAUCAUGCAAUCCAUGCUACAGGGUGUCUGCUUCACUAUAAACAGGUACAGGCUCCAUUUGCUGGUAUAAGUAAAGCUACUGUAAAUGUAAUUUUGGGAACUAAGAGGCAGAUGUUUUAAACCUGGAGAAGUGAUAAAGUGGAAGGUGAUAAUGCAAAAGCCAAUCAGCUACUUACUGCCAAGUUACAGGCAUAAUGGGCCAGAUGUACUAAGCCUUGAAAAGUGAUAAAUUGCACAGUGAUAAAUUACCAACCAACCAGCUCCUGUCAUUUUUCAAACCCAGCUUGUAACAUGGCAGUUAGGAGCUGAUUGGCUGGUACUUUAUCACUGUGAAAUGUAUCACUUUUCAAGGCUUAGUACAUCUCCUCCUAGGUUUUUAAUGACAGGAGCUGACUGGCUGGUGUAUCAUCACCUUCCACUUUAUCACUUCUCCAGGCUUAAUACAUCUGCCCCUCAGGGGUCUCUUCAUGAGGCAGUGAAAAGACUAGAGAAGUGAGACAGUGGAGAAGUUGCACAUGGCAACCAAUCAGUAUUGAGGUAACAUUUAGAAAGUGCAUUCUAUAAAAUUAUACAUAGCAGCUGAUUGGUUGCCAUGGGCAAUUCUCCACUGGCAGACUUCUCCACACUUUUCACUGUUUCAUGAAUAGACCCCUAAGUAAGAAACUAAAUACAAUUGCAGAUCAUCCAUUAGAAGCUUUCUAUAAUUGGAACCCAUAGGGCACACAUACAUGUUUAAAUUAUUUUAAUCAUGUGAAUGAAAAUGAACUAUUUUCCAAAAUAUAUGUGAACAGAAAAAGCUUCUCUAAUUAAUGUUCUGCCAAAGUGGUGUAUUGGGUAUUACCUCCUGUAUUCCCUGCUGCUUACAUGUUUGUACAAAUUGCCGCCUCACUUUGAAAUGGUCAUGGGCAGUGGACCCAGAGGUAUGCUGAAC